GCAAGCCCAAAAUAGAAUUAAUGCGGACAAUUUUAAUGUUUUACAACUACUUGGACAUGUUUUUUAGAAAUUUUACAUCCCCAAAAAUACGACUGACUUUAAAAGGAAUUCUUCUGCCAGAUAUUGGCACGCAAAUUUUAUACGAAGGCGACAAACAUCUUGAUAUGCAAUUGACAAAUUGGUCUAAUGUUGAUAAAGCUUUAAUGGCAUUUGUAAAAGAGAAAAAAAGUUAUUUUCAACUGGAUAAUCAUGAUAAAGUAUACUUUAUAUCUCAAACUUGCUACGGUAAAGCGCAUGUAGGAUUUAGAGAGCCUGACGACGACAUUUGUAACAAUCCAUCAUCUCCCAGAGUAGCUGCUGUAGUUCAAGGAGAUUUGCAAACUUAUCAUAUUCUUCACUUGAAUUAUUUAGCUAAAUCCUUCGGUGGAAUUGAUGAAAGAAAUGAUUUAUGCUUUGGAAUCAUGCACUAUAAUUCAAAGUGGGUACACCCAGUACCUUUAGUAUGGUCUUCUUGUUCUAUUGAAAAACUAUCUCAAUAUUUCAAUGAAAAAGAUUGCUCCUGGUUCAGAAAAAACAAACCAUCUUUAUCAACAGAAAUCAAAGACCCAAAAGAUGACCGCCUGCGUUCGGAAAUUGAAUCUGAAGUCCGGCCUCGAAGUUUAUAUGAACUUGAUGAAGAAUCACAAGUCGGUGUCGCAAUUAAUGUAACAUAUGGACUUGACUCAAAAACUUUGGUUUGUUCUUGUAUUUCUUAAAAAAUAAAAUUUAUUUUAAA
Messenger RNA from Cotesia glomerata, 775 nucleotides. RefSeq lists its product as uncharacterized. The transcript is spliced from 7 exons. Gene Ontology annotation, molecular function: metalloendopeptidase activity. NCBI's taxonomy places the organism in Eukaryota, Metazoa, Arthropoda, Insecta, Hymenoptera, Braconidae. The record is from RefSeq and is a predicted model, not a curated record. Gene Ontology annotation, biological process: proteolysis. Bases 21 to 755 code for a protein of 244 amino acids.